AUGACUAUGGCAUCUGAAGGGCCAACAACCCACCAGUGGUCUGAUGAAGAGCUGAAGGAGAAAGUUGGACAGCUUUUCAUUGUUGGAUUUGAUGGCCAUGUUGCGAACGACAAUAUUAAAACACUCAUCAGAAGUCACAGAGUUGGGACCAUUGUACUCUUUCAGAGAAAUGUUUCAGAUGCGGCUCAACUCCUCCAAUUGACCACCUCAUUGCAAGAAAUUGCGAAAGAUGCUGGACAUGCCCAGAGUCUCUUUAUCGCAAUCGACCAGGAAAAUGGAUUAGUUACUCGUAUCAAUCCACCCAUCGCAACAGAACUUCCUGGUUCGAUGGCUCUGGGUGCAACGGGUGAUCCGUUAAAUGCUUUUACGGUUGCAGAAUGCACAGCAAAGAUACUGAGGGCCUAUGGUAUCGGCAUGAAUUAUGCUCCAGUUGCAGACAUAAAUUCAGAGCCAAAUAACCCAGUCAUUGGAGUGAGAUCUUUUUCGGAUGAUCCAGAGACAGUCGGAAGAUUUGUAUCAGCUCAAGUGAAAGGUUUACAGCAAAACGGCAUCUUGUCUUGCGUCAAGCAUUUUCCUGGCCACGGUGAUACGGCAGUCGACUCUCAUCAUGGUCUCCCUAUUAUCACGAAAAGCAAAGAAGAAUUAGAAGCUUGUGAGCUAGUCCCGUUCAAACGAGCAGUGAUAGAUGGCGUAGAUGCUGUUAUGACAGCCCACAUAUCUCUACCACAGUUAAACGGUAACUGCGACGCAGCUACCAAACACUUGCCUGCCAGCUUGAAUCCAAAUGCAAUUAGGAUUCUGCGUCAGGUUAUGGAAUAUGAUGGACUGAUAGUGAGUGAUUGUCUAGAGAUGGACGGAGUCAGAGCAACUUAUGGGACAGAGAAAGGAGCUGUUAUGGCAUUGAAGGCAGGAACUGAUUGUGUCAUGGUUUGUCACACAAUGAAAGCUCAAGUCGGCGCGAUUGAAGCUGUUAUUGCUGCUGUCAAAUCCGGAGAUGUUUCUCAACAAUCGAUCGAUUCUUCAGUGAAUCGGUUAAUACAACUCAAGGCCAAGUAUCUGUCGCAAAUUGUAUCACAAAUUGUUGAUCCCAAUCAAAAUAUUCAAAUACUUAACGAAGAAUCGUCAAAAAUUGCGUCUGAAAUCUAUGCGAAGAGCACAACCAUUGUCCGUACCGAGCCAGGUUUUUUUCCUGUUGAAAUUUCCUCGGCAAGUUCUAUGAAAGUAUUAUUGAUGUUCGCAUCAGAGGCUCAUCUUGGGGGUGGUGCCGUCGACAGUGGUGAAGACAGAGCAGCUCGACCCCCGCUGCUCACUUCGUACAUCGAAAUCCUCAAGCCCUAUUGCAAAUAUAUCAUCGAUAUACAAUUUAACGAGGGGUAUUCAUUGGGUCCAGGUCAUGAGGAUAUGAUCCAUUUUGCAGAAGCCAAUCUCAUCAUUCUUGCGACCAGAAAUGCAACCUUUAGUCAAUAUCAGAAAACUAUGGGACAAUUUCUAGGAAAAUAUCUUAGUCGAAACAUGAUGUUCAUCACAGUUGCAACUUGUGAUCCUUACGACUUUCUCGAAGAUAUCGAUACCAUCAGAAAUUACAUCGCAAUAUAUGAGCCUACCCCCUCCGCUUUCAAGGCAGCGGUAGACGUAAUAUUUGGCGUUCGACAAGCUGAGGGAUUGCUUCCUGUUUGUUUACCAUAA
Messenger RNA from Sclerotinia borealis F-4128, 1686 nucleotides. The record is from the annotation of a GenBank genome assembly. NCBI's taxonomy places the organism in Eukaryota, Fungi, Ascomycota, Leotiomycetes, Helotiales, Sclerotiniaceae.